Messenger RNA from Hypoxylon trugodes, 2542 nucleotides. Its product is annotated as flavocytochrome c. Gene Ontology annotation, molecular function: oxidoreductase activity; FMN binding. The record is from RefSeq and is a predicted model, not a curated record. The transcript has 4 exons. Bases 374 to 2269 code for a protein of 631 amino acids. NCBI's taxonomy places the organism in Eukaryota, Fungi, Ascomycota, Sordariomycetes, Xylariales, Hypoxylaceae.
GUACUAGACUUGUACUUUCGUAUCUCGUACGACAAUACAAAGUACCAAGAUACAUUGAAGACAACCCCGGCCCGCUAAGCGUCGACCUCGGCUCACCUGUGCACGAAUCAGAGCGUUAGCAUUUUCAAAGUCCAGGACCUCGACUCGGCCUAGGAAGUAGCAAGGUCAGCUAGGAUAAUCUCGUCGCAACGAAAUAUCAAUCCCCGACAUUCCUCUUUACUUUUAAUUCUUUCCGUCUUAAGAACUUACGAACUUCUUCUCUUUUACAUCCUCAUCUCCUUUUUUUCCUCCUGCCUCUACUACCAUAUCCCCAUUUUCUACGCAAGUAGCUCGGCAGUGUACUGUAUAUAUACAUCUCAUAUAACCAAUCAAAAUGGCGCCGAGAGUAAUUGUUGUCGGUGGUGGCUUGUCCGGCUUGAGUGCUGCGCACACGAUUUACCUAGCAGGUGGAAAUGUAGUAGUCCUUGACAAGCAAGGCUUCUUCGGAGGAAACUCGACAAAGGCUACAUCCGGUAUCAACGGUGCUUUAACGCGGACACAGGUCGACCACAAAAUCCAAGACAGCGUAAAGCAAUUCUACGAUGAUACCCUCAAAUCCGCACGAGACAAGGCGAGACCCGACCUCAUUAAGGUCCUCACUUACAAAUCUGCCGCUGCCGUUGAAUGGUUACAAGAUGUAUUCAACUUAGAUUUAACAUUAGUUUCGCGACUUGGUGGACACUCCCAGCCCAGGACGCAUAGAGGGCACGAUGCCAAGUUCCCCGGUAUGGCUAUCACAUACGCUCUAAUGCAAAGAUUAGAGGAGCUAGCCGAGACCGAACCCGAGCGAGUGCAAAUAAUCAAGAAGGCUCGUGUCACAAGUUUAAAGAAGGAGGGUAACAAGAUCACCGGUGUUGAGUACGAGUCAGGUGGCGAGAACAGCGUUGUUGAGGGACCCGUUGUUCUAGCUACGGGUGGUUAUGCUGCGGAUUUCGGCGACAACUCGCUAUUGAAGCAGCACCGACCCGAUACUUUCGGCCUCUCCACCACUAACGGUUCGCACGCGACCGGUGACGGACAGAAGAUGGUCAUGGCCAUCGGAGGAAACGGAAUUGAUAUGGACAAGGUUCAGGUCCACCCCACGGGUCUCGUUGACCCCAAGGACCCCGGCUCAAAGUGGAAGUUCUUGGCCGCUGAGGCUCUACGUGGUGAGGGUGGUCUCCUACUUAACGCCGAUGGUGACCGAUUCUGUGACGAGUUAGGCCACAGAGAUUACGUCUCUGGCAUGAUGUGGAAGGAGAAGGACAAGGGCAAGUUUCCCAUCCGAUUAAUCCUUAACUCCAAGGCCUCCAACACCCUGGACUUCCACACCCGCCAUUACUCUGGCCGUGGAUUGAUGAAGAAGAUGACCGGCAAGGAGCUCGCUAAGGAAAUUGGCUGCUCUCCCGAGCACCUCCAAAAGACCUUCACCACAUACAACGCUAUCGCCGAUGGCAAGCAAAAGGACCCUUGGGGCAAGAAGUUCUUCCACAACAUGCCCCUGGAUAUCAACGACGACUUCCACGUCUCAUUGAUGGAGCCCGUCCUACAUUUCACUAUGGGUGGUAUUGAGAUCAACGACAAGGCGCAAGUCCUGAACAAGGAACAGAAGCCCUUCGAGGGUCUCUUCGCCUGUGGUGAAUUGGCCGGUGGUGUUCACGGUGCCAACCGUCUUGGUGGAUCCUCGCUACUUGGUUGCGUUGUCUACGGUCGUGUUGCCGGUGACUCCGCCAGCAACUACCUCUUCCAACAAGCACUCACGGGUGCCGGCGGCGCCGCGCAACGUCUCGGCCAGAUCUCGUUACACAUCGACCCCUCGCAGCCGGGAAAGGUAUCCGUCGAAUGGGGUAACGGCGCGGUCGGCUCGUCCGGCUCUUCAUUGCCCGCGACGGGUCAACAGACGAGCGCGGCUGGGCCUACGCCCACCGCCGACGGCGGUAAGUCUUCCCAACCGGCUGCGAAGCCCCAAAGCGCUAAGAAGUUCGAGGUGCCUGAGAAGGAGUUCUCAAUGGAAGAGGUAGCCAAGCACAACAAGAAGGAAGAUUUAUGGGUUGUCGUUAAGGGUGUCGUUUUAGAUGUUACGAAUUGGUUGGAUGAGCAUCCUGGUGGACCCCAGGCUAUUAUGAAUUUCAUGGGUAGAGAUGCGACGGAGGAGUUUGAGAUGUUGCAUGAUGAUGAGGUCAUCCCGAAGUAUGCGCCCCAGCAGGUUAUUGGACGGGUUAAGGGGCAGGAGGUUACACUGGAGAUCUAGAAAUCUCCUGGGUACCUGUUUUUGUCUCAUUACCCUGUCUAACUACCUCCUGGACAAAAAGCUUGGGCGGCGCUGAGGGAUCAUUGUGUUUUAUAUCGAUUUGGCAAGUGUUGAUUUUGUUUACUUAUCUACCCUCGUGCGAAAUAUGGCGAGGCUGCCUUCGAGCCGAUUAUGGGCUAGGCUGUAUUGAUAUGAGAUAUUUAUCUGUCUAUCUAGCAUUGUUUUGGAUGCGCUGUGGUAUUUAUCAAGGAAUAUAUUAUUUCGAUCCCAGUA